Molecule: messenger RNA, 2194 nt
Organism: Juglans microcarpa x Juglans regia
Lineage: Eukaryota; Viridiplantae; Streptophyta; Magnoliopsida; Fagales; Juglandaceae
Product: growth-regulating factor 6-like
Exons: 4
Coding region: 250-2061 (603 amino acids)
Biological process (GO): regulation of DNA-templated transcription; DNA-templated transcription; developmental process
Cellular component (GO): nucleus
Molecular function (GO): ATP binding
Source: RefSeq, a predicted model, not a curated record
AGUUUCUUUCCUCGGCAGCUCUCUCUCUCUCUCUCCCCUCCGCCCCGAAUUAUUUUAUGCUUCUCAAAACAUCAACACAAAAAUAAAACCGGUCUGGUUUUUGAGUUUCCGUUUAAGCUUAUGACUCAACCCUUAAAAUGCGCCUCCACCCAACCCUUCGAGUGUCUUUUUUUUUUUUUUUUUUGCAAUGACCCAAUGUUCCAUUUCCUCAGCUUAGUGGUUUCGUAAACUUUUGGUGGGCUUUUCUAGAUGGAUUUUGGGUGGGUGGGUUUUGAUGGAUUAAUGGGUUCAGACAGUGGUUUUUCUUCUCUUGCGUCAGAUCCUGAGACAAAGCAGAAGUGGCACGGAGCUGGAUUGCUCAAGCAGCAGAGAUCUGGUAACUCUGAAGAUGACUUGAGAAGCUCAAAGCUGGCCAAGACUGAUGACUUCUCUGCCUCCAAGGCGAUGCUACUUCAGCAGAAAAACGCUUUAUUGAGAUCUAGUUGCACUCUCUUCUCUGAUGGUCUGCAACAACAGCAAAUGCUAAGCUUCUCUUCUCCCAAAUCAGAAGUUCUUGUGGCGGAAAAGAACUCUCAGAAUGCCCAGGCAUUAUCUGCUUACACUAGAAAUACAGGCUAUAGCUCCGGGAGCUUGGAUGGUUCAAGCGUGCAUGGUUUUUUAGCUGGAGCCCGAGGGCCAUUCACUCCAUCUCAAUGGAUGGAGCUAGAACACCAGGCGUUGAUCUACAAAUACAUAACGGCAAAUAUGCCUGUACCAUCUAACCUGCUCAUCCCAAUUAGAAAAUCCCUUGAUUCUGUUGGGUUCUCUACUUUUCCAGGGGGGCUUCUGAGACCCAGUACAUUGGGAUGGGGUUCUUUCCAUCUGGGAUUCUCGAACAACACUGACCCUGAGCCCGGAAGGUGUCGUAGAACUGAUGGGAAGAAAUGGCGGUGCUCACGAGAUGCGGUAGUCGAUCAAAAAUAUUGUGAGCGGCACAUGAACAGGGGCCGCCAUCGUUCAAGAAAGCCUGUGGAAGGUCAAACUGGCCAUGCCAUCACCGGGACUACCUCCUCCACCAGCAGUACUAACUCAAAGCUGAUGCCUAUUGCUUCAUCCACAUCAGCAUCGGCGGUGGUGGUGCCCAGUAGUGGUGGCGGUGGCACGUCCAACAGCCUUGCCACUGCCAAUCAACCACUAAAGCACUUGCCGCACGAUGCAUCUAAUCCUUCCGCGGCCACCACCAACAGGAUGUUCGUCAACAAAGACAAUAUGGGUGAAAGAAUGCAAGAUCAACCGGGCCUCUCCAUGCUAUCUCCGGCCUCCAUUGACCAGAAACCGAAAGAAAGCUCGUUCACGAUUCAGAAACAGAAAAUGACAUACGAGCAACCCUCUAGAAAUGUGUUUGGGCUAGUCACUUCUGAUUCCCUCCUCAAUCCUUCUCAUAGAAGCUCCAGUCUAAUGAACUGUUCAUCGCAGGAGGUCAGUGACAGAGGAGCUGAAUCACAACAAUCUCUUCGUCAUUUCAUUGAUGACUGGCCCAAAGCCCAGGCGGAUCGUUCGGCCAUUUCUUGGCCUGAGAUGGGCAUGCGAUCAGACAGGACCCAGCUAUCAAUUUCAAUCCCCUUGGCUUCCUCAGACUUGAUCUCGUCCACUUGUUCUCCAGCCAAUGAGAAACUCACACUUGCUCCACUCAGACUGUCAAUGCCCGAAUUAGACCCGAUAAAGAUGGGUUUGGGAGUGGGUAGUAGCGGUGUCCUCAAUGAACCAAACCAAAGGCAAGCAAACUGGAUUCCUAUCUCAUGGGAAACUUCCAUGGGAGGUCCUCUUGGAGAAGUCGUGCAUCAUGGUAGUAAUAGCAGUGCAACGGACUGCAAGAACUCAUCUGCGCUGAACCUUAUGACUGCGGGCUGGGACAAUAGCCCUCCAGUAGGAUCAUCUCCAACUGGGGUCCUACAAAAGACAGCUUUUGGGUCUCUUUCUAACAGCAGUGCUGGGAGCAGCCCGAGAGCCGAGAAUCACAAGACAGUACUAGAAGGGGCUGGUGGCCAGUGUAAUGACCCCCUUGGCUCUCAACUCCUGUGAAAUAUUCCUCGUCCUUGCCUGCCUUGUAGACUUGACCUUUUCCAACUCAGAAACUGCAAGUAGUUUUAACUGUAAUGAGAAACAGAUUAUGUUAAUCUUUAUAAAUUCAUAACCUGUCUUCUUUUUUGGCUCA